AUGUCUGCCCCCAACCCUAAGGCCUUCCCUCUUGCCGACUCGAACUUGUCGCAACAAAUUCUUGACCUUGUUCAACAAGCCCAAGGGGUCAAGCAGUUGAAGAAGGGUGCUAACGAAGUGACUAAGUCGCUCAACCGUGGUAUCGCUGAAUUCAUCAUCAUGGCCGCUGACACUGAACCUAUUGAAAUUCUCUUGCACUUGCCUUUGUUGUGUGAAGACAAGAACGUUGCUUACGUUUUCGUUCCCUCGAAGGCUGCUCUUGGCAGAGCUUGCGGUGUGUCGAGACCUGUGAUCGCCGCUUCCAUCACCACCAACGACGGUUCUCCCAUUAAGAACCAAGUUUACACUAUCAAGGACAAGAUUGAAACCUUGUUGAUCUAA
This is a messenger RNA of Diutina rugosa, 381 nucleotides long. Its product is annotated as RNA binding protein. Gene Ontology annotation, cellular component: precatalytic spliceosome; nucleolus; small-subunit processome. The record is from RefSeq and is a predicted model, not a curated record. Bases 1 to 381 code for a protein of 126 amino acids. Gene Ontology annotation, biological process: maturation of SSU-rRNA; mRNA splicing, via spliceosome. The transcript has a single exon. Gene Ontology annotation, molecular function: RNA binding. NCBI's taxonomy places the organism in Eukaryota, Fungi, Ascomycota, Pichiomycetes, Serinales, Debaryomycetaceae.